Dovyalis caffra is the source of this 3777-nucleotide messenger RNA. NCBI's taxonomy places the organism in Eukaryota, Viridiplantae, Streptophyta, Magnoliopsida, Malpighiales, Salicaceae. The record is from the annotation of a GenBank genome assembly.
AUGGCACUGGACUUUGAGAAUCAACAAUCUGCGAGCAGGAGGAAACGCAAAAGAACCAAAAGAGACCUUUCUCCUAAUGAGAAAGUAGAGGUAAGGAGUGAGGAAGAUGGAUUUCAGGGCUCAUGGCACCCGGGAACUGUGAUUGCAUUUAGUAGGCAAGGGUUGGACUUGAAAUAUGAAGUUAAAUACAAUCAUAUACUUACUGCUGACGAGUCUGACUAUCUUGUUGAUCAAGUGUGUGUUUCCCUUCCCGUUGAUGACACUGAUUGUGCCAAUGCAAACCGGUGUAACUAUCGUGGCCUCAUUAGGCCAGCACCACCGACGUUUCAGUUUGGCAAAUAUGGUCUUCCUUAUGGAAUGUGUGUGGAUGUGCAUUACCAAGAAGCUUGGUGGGAAGGUGUGAUUUUUGAUCACGAGGAUGGUUCAGAGGAGAGGAAGGUAUUUUUCCCUGAUUUGGGCGAUGAAAUGAUGGCAAGUAUCAGUAAGGUAAGGAUUACUCAGGAUUGGAAUGAAGUCGAUGAGACUUGGGGGCAACGUGGGACCUGGUUGUUUCUUGUGGUGAUUGAGGAAUACGAACAAAAACAAUAUAUUCCUGUUUCCAUAAAACAACUUUGGUAUGAUAUGCGAGAGAAAGAUAGUUUUGAGAAGCUUGGAGAGUGGACUUCUACCGUGAAAGCUUUGUGGAGAGACUUGGUAUUGGAGGCAAUUGAUGAUAACCUUAAACUAGUGGUGAAUCAUCUUUUGCAGGUGAUAGGCAUUCCAGAGGCUACACAGCAGGCAUUGCAGAUCGCUAAACCUGUUAAUGAUGUUAACAUGCACUGGAAAGAAGGUCUGGUUGAGACUCAUGACAUAAUAACAGUUGAAAAUUCACCAAAUGAUGAUUUGCUGUUGAAUCCUAGCUGUCCUGAUGUUGAAUCCACUCUUGACGGGCUCGUGCCAAAAUUUUCCUGUGAUGAUAAACCAGCUGUGUGUAUGCAGCCUCAGACUUUUUUCACCUUGCCUUCUAACCUGGAUGGAAUUCCUGUUCUCAGUUCUAUAAUCAGCGAUGAAGGAUUUUCUAACUCCAAUUCCAAUAAACUCAAUUGGUCAUCUUCAGGUUCAACAUGCUUCCAAAGGGGUUGGUUACCUGCUGGCUCAGACAUAGUUCCUGGACCUGAAUUUUGCCCAGAUGCCAUUAUCAAAUAUGCACAAAUGGGUGACGAAAGGCCCAGGAGCACUCUAAUCAAUGAUGUGAGGAAGCAUCUUUUACAUCAGAAGUGGAAAAUUGAAUUCAUGAGAGAUAAAGGCAUGCCUAGACUGCGUUACACCUCACCCGAUGGGAAGCUGUACUAUUCUCUUCGCCAGGUUUGUCUAAAUUUUAGUGAAACUGACAGAGGGAUUCUUUCUACACCCUCUGAAGGUAAGCAGAGCAGUUUGCAUACUUCUCGUGGUGAUUCAUCUUCUCAUAUUGAGCAACCACCAGAGAAUUGGGAUCCUUAUUGUAGCUCUAAAGCUGUGAGUUCUUCUAAUUCUGAAGUGGUUGUUUAUGAACCUGAAUAUUGUCCUGAAGCAAUUGUGGAGUGGUGUAAUCGCUGGUGUAAGCAUGGAUCUGGGAAGAGAUCCUGGGGAAAGCUUAAAAAAGCUGAUAUGGCACUAAGAGCUAGGAAGCAUCUUGCAGCCCUGGGAUGGGUGUUUGGCCGUAAAACAUUUAAUGGGAGGAGUCUACUUUACCAUCGUUCUCCAAUGGGGAGGACAUACUGGUCACUACGACAAGCCAUCAAAGACAAUUUGGAUGAAGGAGCUGAUAUUUCUAGAGAUAUGGAAACGGAAAAUGUCAGUGACAUAGUUGAGGGACAGUUUUCUUGUGAAAAACUAUCUUCUGCAAUUUGUAGAAUGGAUAUUCAGAAGUUAAAAAACUGUUCUAAAGAGUCUUUUCACAUAUCACAGUCCAGAAAACAUCACGAGCUGUACAAAAUAAAUGUUCAAACGACUAGAAAGGCACGAAGGAAAAGAAAGGAUGGUUUACAUGUUGAAACCCAUUCAGAUGCCCAAAACACAAGCUGCCCAAAGUCAAUAAGUAGGAUUCCAUCUGGAGUUUCGAUUAAAUUACAAAAUGAUAAGAAACAUACUAAGAGGGUUCGUGUGCUACGAUCAAGCAAAAGAGUGCAGCGUGUGGUAGCUCCUGACCCAUCACAUCAUAAACCUCGAACUGUGUUGUCUUGGUUGAUAGACAAUAAUAUUGUAUUGCCAAGGACAAAAGUACAUUACGGUAGCCGAAAGGACAGAGAUCGAGCUGUGGAAGGGCGCAUAACUCGUAGUGGGAUCAAGUGCAGUUGUUGCGGGAAGGUUUACACCCUUAGUGGCUUUGAACUUCAUGCUGGCAGCAAAUCCGGCACGUCAGCUACUAGCAAAUACUGCAAGCCAGCUGCCAGCAUCUUUCUAGAUGAUGGGAGGUCUCUGCUAGAAUGCCAGAGACAAAUGAUGCAUGACGAGAAGAUGAAUAAUCGCAAGGCAAAAACACCUUAUAUUUUGAAAAGAAGUUGGGAUCAAGAUGAGAAUGAUAAUGAUGUUCCGGGAAUAAUGGAACAGAUGAAUGGGAGCAUUAUCCUAAAGAAAAUUGGUUUUGCAGCAAAAAAUGCAAAGCGCCUUGUUUAUGGUUUUCUGGAAACUCCUAAGGCAGAAUUCAUGCUAAUGGCUUCUGAAUCAGCUGGUUUUGUUUUGCAUAUAGCUGGUUUUGAUUCCAUUUUAGAUGAAGCUGAAGAGUCAAUAUUUUUGGGCCUCCAAAAGCUUCUUGGAAAACCAAUUCCAGUGGGUGUGGACAAUCUUACUUGGACAUUAUUCAAGUCUAUGCAGUCUGAUAAUCAUAAACUUGAUGAUUAUGAUGAUGAGACCCUGGUUGAGACCUACAGCAAGCUCAACAUCGCACUGGAUGUGAUGCAUGAAUGUUUCGAGCCUGUUGAGGAAUCUUGCACCAGGAGGGAUCUUAUGCAAGAUGUUAUUUUUAGUAUUGGGUCGGAACUUAACCGUUUGAACUUUCAGGGGUUCUACACCAUACUUUUGGAGAAGAAUGAUGAAUUAGUUACUGUGGCUACUGUAAGGAUUUAUGGAGACAAUGUGGCAGAAAUACCACUUGUUGGUACUAGAUUCCAAUAUCGGCGACUUGGAAUGUGUCGCAUACUAAUGGAUGUGCUUGAAAAGAAGCUCAUGGAAUUAGGAGUCCAGAGACUGGUUUUGCCUGCAGUUCCUGGUGUCCUAAGCACAUGGACUGGUUCAUUUGGGUUUUCAAAGAUGAAGGAUUCAGAAAGAUUGCAGUUUUUAGAUUAUACUUUCUUGGAUUUUCAGGACACUGUCAUGUGCCAGAAACCAUUAAUGAAGUUGCCUUCUGCUCAAACAAGCCCAUCGAAAGAAAUCCAACCUACAGUUCUUGAUUAUGUUUAUGGGAGUGGUAAAAGCAUUGGUGUCAAUGGAUCUAGUCCUGUCUCUGAAGUACUGCAAACAGAUCAAAAUGAGGAUGGCGGAAUCAUGGAACAAGGACCAGUGGAUGUUGCUGCAAGCAGUACUAGCGAUGGCAUCAAAAGGCCAGUUCAUCAAGCAGUUGUGGUUAACCAACCAAAUCAUCCUGAAUGUGAACCCUGCAAUAGCAAAAUCAAUGAGUCCUCGGUUGAGGGUUCUGCUUUUAAGAAGGAAGGUAGGGUUGGUGAUAGUGGUUCAAGCAUUCUUAAACGUGAAAGAUUGUUUAGUAAAGUGGGUAACUUGAAGUGUUACCAAAGAAGAAAGACAUUAGCCCGUCAGAACUGA